AUGAAAUUUACCUUAUUUUUGUUUUUAAUUGCAGCCUCUUUUGCACUUUACGAAGAAGAUUUUCUAGACAAUUUUGAAGAUGACUUAGAUGAUUAUGAAGAUUUCUUUGACGAUGAUGAAGAAGGUUUUCUCGAUGAAAUGGACGAUGAAGAUGAUUUUGAUGACUUUGAAGAAGCAGAAUUAGACGAUCUCAACAACGAUGAAAAUGAUGAAUAUGAAUUAGAACAAGAUGCUGGUGCAGCUGACCCAAAUGCUGCACAACAAGGGGCUGAUCCAAAUGCUGCACAACAAGGAGCUGAUCAAAGUGCUGGGGCACAAGGAGGAGCUGCUGGUUCAUGGUCACAAGAAGCUGAGAAUCAAGGUGGACAAUCACCUAAUGCCAUUAUAGUUUCUGCCCAACGUUUAAUCGCUGAAAUGCAAGCCACUAGAUAA
Entamoeba nuttalli P19 is the source of this 432-nucleotide messenger RNA. RefSeq lists its product as hypothetical. The coding region runs from base 1 to 432 and encodes 143 amino acids. The transcript has a single exon. Lineage: Eukaryota; Evosea; Mastigamoebida; Endamoebidae. The record is from RefSeq and is a predicted model, not a curated record.